Charadrius vociferus (killdeer) is the source of this 466-nucleotide messenger RNA. RefSeq names its product G protein-activated inward rectifier potassium channel 3-like. The annotation marks the transcript as partial. The record is from RefSeq and is a predicted model, not a curated record. Lineage: Eukaryota; Metazoa; Chordata; Aves; Charadriiformes; Charadriidae. Gene Ontology annotation, molecular function: inward rectifier potassium channel activity. The transcript has a single exon. Gene Ontology annotation, biological process: potassium ion import across plasma membrane; regulation of monoatomic ion transmembrane transport. Gene Ontology annotation, cellular component: plasma membrane.
ACCGACAAGUGUCCCGAGGGCAUCGUGCUGCUGCUGCUCCAGGCCAUCCUGGGCUCCAUGGUCAACGCCUUCAUGGUGGGCUGCAUGUUUGUGAAGAUCUCCCAGCCCAACAAACGGGCCGAGACCUUGGUCUUCUCCUCCCACGCCGUGGUCUCCCUGCGGGACGACCGCCUCUGCCUGAUGUUUCGCGUGGGCGACCUGCGGGACUCGCACAUCGUGGAGGCCUCCAUCCGCGCCAAGCUCAUCAAGUCCAAGCAGACGCAGGAGGGCGAGUUCAUCCCCCUGGACCAGACCGACCUGAGCGUGGGCUUCGAGACGGGCGACGACCGCCUCUUCCUCGUCUCCCCCCUCAUCAUCAGCCACGAGAUCGACGAGCACAGCCCCUUCUGGGACGUCUCGCGGCACCAGCUGGAGAAGGACGAUUUCGAGAUCGUCGUCAUCCUCGAGGGGAUGGUGGAGGCCACAG